Messenger RNA from Eucalyptus grandis, 1902 nucleotides. Its product is annotated as glutamine synthetase leaf isozyme, chloroplastic. Gene Ontology annotation, cellular component: cytoplasm. Gene Ontology annotation, molecular function: glutamine synthetase activity. The record is from RefSeq and is a predicted model, not a curated record. The coding region runs from base 291 to 1589 and encodes 432 amino acids. Lineage: Eukaryota; Viridiplantae; Streptophyta; Magnoliopsida; Myrtales; Myrtaceae. The transcript is spliced from 14 exons.
AGAGAGAGAGUUCUUGAAAAAAAUAAAAAACCUUAUCUUAUUGUCAUGGUGAAGGUGCUCUACACUUCCCUUUGGAGCUUCCAAAGAGACACCACCAACUAUUUUCCGCCACUCAAAACUUAGCCCUAUCUGCUAAGGAAAAGCCAACAAACAUUUUUGCGCCCUUCAAAUUACUCUAGAAUCUAUACAAGAGGUUGCACCUCAAACAACAAAUUACAUCUCUCUCUCUCGUUCUCUCUCUCAUUCUUGUUUUGCUGUUCAGCCUUUCUGCAGAGGUUCUCAGGCAGGCAAUGGCGCAGAUUAUGGCACCGACGACACAAUGCCAGAUGAGGAUCACAAAGCACUCGCUGAAUGCCAGUCCCAUGACAGCAAAAACAUGGAGUUCUCUCUUGCUCAAACAGAAGAAGAGUGGGAACACUAAGAGCCUUUCUAAGUUCAGGGUGUAUGCUUUGAAGUCUGAGAACAGUACUAUUAACAGGCUUGAGAAUCUUCUCAACUUGGACGUCACACCCUACACUGAUAAGAUAAUUGCAGAAUACAUUUGGAUCGGAGGAUCUGGCAUAGAUCUGCGCAGCAAAUCAAGGACGAUCUCUCGACCUGUUGAGCACCCGUCUGAACUUCCAAAGUGGAACUACGAUGGAUCAAGUACUGGUCAAGCUCCUGGGGAGGAUAGUGAAGUGAUCUUAUACCCUCAAGCAAUUUUCAAGGAUCCUUUCCGAGGUGGCAACAAUAUCUUGGUUAUUUGUGAUACGUACACUCCAGCUGGCGAGCCGAUCCCAACUAACAAACGUGCCAGGGCUGCUGAAAUUUUCAGUAACCAAAAGGUUAUCAAUGAAGUUCCAUGGUAUGGGAUUGAGCAAGAGUACACCCUAAUGCAGACAAAUGUUCGAUGGCCACUGGGUUGGCCUGUUGGAGGAUAUCCAGGUCCCCAGGGGCCUUAUUACUGUGGUGUUGGGGCUGAUAAGUCAUUCGGCCGAGACAUAUCCGAUGCUCACUACAAGGCUUGCUUAUAUGCUGGUAUCAACAUUAGUGGCACCAAUGGAGAGGUGAUGCCGGGCCAGUGGGAAUACCAAGUGGGACCAAGUGUGGGAAUUGAAGCGGGAGAUCAUAUAUGGUGUUCAAGAUACCUUCUCGAGAGAAUAACUGAGCAAACUGGUGUUGUCCUGACGUUAGAUCCUAAGCCGAUCGAGGGUGACUGGAAUGGUGCAGGUUGCCACACCAACUACAGUACAAAAAGUAUGAGAGAAGAAGGAGGCUUUGAAGUGAUAAAGAAGGCAAUUCUGAAUCUCUCACUUCGCCAUAAGGAGCACAUUAGUGCCUAUGGAGAAGGAAAUGAGAGAAGGUUGACCGGAAAGCAUGAAACAGCCAGCAUCAACACAUUUUCUUGGGGAGUUGCCAAUCGUGGUUGCUCUAUCCGUGUGGGCCGUGACACUGAGAAGCAAGGAAAAGGUUACUUGGAAGACAGGCGUCCAGCCUCAAACAUGGACCCAUAUAUCGUGACCUCAUUACUUGCUGAAACUACACUUUUAUGGGAGCCCACCCUUGAGGCUGAAGCUCUUGCUGCUCAGAAGCUAUCUUUGAAGGUCUAAAAUUCAAGCUGCUGAUUAAGAAAGGCCAAAUGCAUUAAUUAAAAUCAGUGAGGACCUACGAGCUGAGUGACCGUGAACCCAUUUUCCUUGAGAUUUAGGUCAUUGAGACAAGAUCUUCAUGUAAAUAAAGCUUCCUAGAGGGAGAGACCUAGUCUCCUUUUUAUUGGUUUCAUCCUGCAUCCACAAGUAAUUUCAACGUUUUGGGUAUUUGAGUUCACAACUACCCUUUAGUGUCAUGGACAUCUUCCUGUCUUUGAAUUUUCAGUUACUUCGAUAUCUUCAGUGCAAUUCAUUUACAUUUUCAGUGUCCUCA